AUGGCCGUUGAUGAUGCAACAACGACGACGACAUCAACUGGAGAACUAGCUUGGCAUGCGCGAAGAAAGGCAUGGACAACUGCAACCGACGAUAAAUUAGCCUUACAAAACGCUCGCGCUGUCGAAGCGAAUGCAUGGUUUGACGAACGCUUGGACGAUCAGAAGCAUUUGUUAGGCUGCUAUGAUCACCUUAUUGUCCGUCGUAAAGAGAGCGUUAAGCCCAUUCCGCUCAAGUUUGCUGUCAAAGUGAUUGUCCAAGGAUGGAAACGGGAUGGCACUUGGCCUGAGGGGAUGGAAGCACCUGUAUCUACUGAUCCUAAUGAUUUUUAA
This is a messenger RNA of Zychaea mexicana, 330 nucleotides long. RefSeq lists its product as uncharacterized. The transcript is spliced from 2 exons. The record is from RefSeq and is a predicted model, not a curated record. Bases 1 to 330 code for a protein of 109 amino acids. NCBI's taxonomy places the organism in Eukaryota, Fungi, Mucoromycota, Mucoromycetes, Mucorales, Lichtheimiaceae.